Molecule: messenger RNA, 2859 nt
Organism: Pseudoliparis swirei
Lineage: Eukaryota; Metazoa; Chordata; Actinopteri; Perciformes; Liparidae
Product: gastrula zinc finger protein XlCGF57.1-like
Exons: 2
Coding region: 861-2690 (609 amino acids)
Biological process (GO): regulation of transcription by RNA polymerase II; central nervous system development
Cellular component (GO): nucleus
Molecular function (GO): RNA polymerase II cis-regulatory region sequence-specific DNA binding; DNA-binding transcription factor activity, RNA polymerase II-specific
Source: RefSeq, a predicted model, not a curated record
UAAACUUCAUAAUUCUCAAAAUUCUGACCCUUUGUUUUUUUUAUUAACAGCAUUUACUUUUACUUUUACUUUCAAUACUUAAGUACAUUUAAUAUCAGAAAAUUACUUUUGAUACUUAAGUACAAAAAAAAUCAGAUACUUUAAUACUUUUACUCAAGUAGUAUUCUCAUAGGUGACUUUUACUUUUACUUGAGUAAUUUUCCAGUCAAGUAUCUUUACUUUUACUCAAGUAUGACUUUUGGGUACUUUAUACACCACUGCAUUCGGGUCAAAUCCACAGAACAAGAGAGAGAGAGAGAGAGAGAGAGAGAGAGAGAGAGAGAGAGAGAGAGCUCUGUUGUCCCUCAGACAUGAAGAGUUACUGACUGCUGACCCCUGGUGGUGACAACAGGUAAAUGCACCAGAAUAUAACGAGUAGAAAAGACACACAAACACGUUUCAAUGUAAAAUAGCUUUGAACCUGUCAAAUUAAACUGAAAUUAUUUCAAAUCAAGAUUUCUUGUUCAGUAUAAAAACCAGAUGUGUGUCUCUUAACACGGUCCUCCUUUGACCCAAGCCCGUUGGUUCCUACUGAUCCAUUCAGUAAUAAUCAGGAGGAAUGUGUUUACAUUCUUUACUUGAUGGGACAAAGUAUGGAUUCAUUAAAUAAAGUCGGACAGAUUUCAGUUUCCUUAAGGAAUAAGCAGCAAGCCAAAGAAACGGUGACAUCCAGCUCGAGCUUCACGUUGAUCACGUGUUGGUGACGUCAGAGCAGGCGGGCUCACGUCGGACACGCACCCCCCGCGCAUGCGUAGUGCGCAGGUGGACUCUGCGGCUCCUCUCCAGCGAGCCUCUGUGUUGUCUCCGUGUCUCCAGGAGAAAUGCUGAGACUGUUGGUGAAGCAGCAAGUCGACGCGGUCGUUGAAGAGGCUUUUGUGCUGUUGGACACAUUAACAGCAGCUUAUGAGGACACCGUGUCUCGUCUAGGAGAACAUGAGCUACACACAUCAGAUGUUCCCCCUGAGGGCCUGGACCAGGGCCCGGAGGACCCGGAGCCCCUUCACAUGAAAGAGGAGCCGGAGCCCCUCCACAUAAAAGAGGAGCCGGAGCCCCUCCACAUGAAAGACCUGCAGGAUCUCUGGACCCGUCUAGAGGGAGAUCAGCUCAUUGUGCUGCAGGAGGCCGAUAUCGCCAAGUUCUCAUCCAUUGUUGUUACUUUGAAGAGUGAAGAUGACGAACCUCAGACCUCACAGCUUCAUCAAAGCCAGACAGAGGACGACAGAGAGGCGGAGCCUCCUGCCGGCAGCUCAGCUACACCGAUAGAAACAGAAAUGGAUGGAGAGGACUGUGGGGGAUCAGGACCAGCCUGGAACCUAAAUCCACUUAGUCUUUCACAUCCAAAUGCUGAUGAUGAAAAGGCUUCAGGAUCUUCUGAGACUGAAGUCAUUCAUGGGGAUUGGCAAGAACCGUUGUCAAAUUCUGGACCUGAAAGUGAAGACGGGGAUGAUAUCUGGAAGGAGACCAGGGAAUCCUUCAGCUUCUUCAAGUGUAGUACACGGUGUUACUACAAGGGGUUUCUGCAGAAACACAUGAGGUGUCAUUUUGGAAAAAUAUCCUCCAGCUAUUUGGUUAGAAAGAAAUGUUUUAGAGAGAAGCCAAAGAAAGAAUCACGGCCAAUAGGUCUAACAGGAGAGAAACCAUUUAGUUGUGAUGUUUGUGGGAUGAAAUGUCCAACCCAGGAAUCUCUGAAGAGACACAUUAGAGUCCACACAGGAGAGAAACCAUUUAGUUGUGAUGUUUGUGGGAUGAAAUGUACAACCCAGGAAUCUCUGAAGAGACACAUUAGAGUCCACACAGGAGAGAAACCAUUCAGUUGUGAUGUUUGUGAGAAAAGAUUUACACAACAGGGCUUGCUGAAGACACAUAUGAGAGUCCACACAAGAGGGAAACCAUUCAGUUGUGAAGUUUGUGGGAAAAGAGUCGCAGGCCAGGGACAUUUAAAGUCACACAUGACAGUCCACACAGGAGAGAAACCAUUCAGUUGUGAUGUUUGUGGGAAAAGAUUUACAGCACAGGGAAGCGUGAAGACACACAUGAGAGUCCACACAGGAGAGAAACCAUUCAGUUGUGAUGUUUGUGGGAAAAGAUUUACAGUACAUGGAAGUGUGAAGACACACAUGAGAGUCCACACAGGAGAGAAACCAUUCAGUUGUGAUGUUUGUGGGAAAAGAUUUGCAGUACAGGGACAUUUAAAGUCACACAUGAGAGUCCACACAGGAGAGAAACCAUUCAGUUGUGAUGUUUGUGGAACAAGAUUUACAGGCAAGGAACAUCUGAAGGUACACAUGAGAGUCCACACAGGAAAAAAACCAUUCAGCUGUGACGUUUGUGGGAAAAGAUUUACAGCACAUGGAAGUGUGAAGACACACAUGAGAGUCCACACAGGAGAGAAACCAUUCAGUUGUGAUGUUUGUGGGAAAAGAUUUGCAGUACAGGGACAUUUAAAGUCACACAUGAGAGUCCACACAGGAGAAAAACCAUUCAGCUGUGACGUUUGUGGGAAAACAUUUACAGAACAGGCAAGUGUGAAGACACACAUGAGAGUCCACACGGGAGAGAAACCAUUCAGUUGUGAUGUUUGUGGGGAACGAUUUUCAGAACGGCGACAGCUGAAGAGACACAUGAGAGUCCACAUGGGAGAGACCAUUUGAAAUUAAUGUAAAAUGUUUUCACGGCUGAGUGUCGGCUGAAUGCUGUGGUCCGGCUUGAUGCAGCCAAAUGUGAGCCAGCUGUGGCGCAUUUAAUUUGAGCCAUAUAUGUGUGUGUGUCUGUUCUGUAUUUCUAGUCCUGUUAUAAUCUAAUAUAGUUUGUAAAAGUUGA